AUAACCUCACGAUGGCAGUCAAGCACCCAAGCUAACUGGCUAAAGUGGGCUAGUUUGCUAUCUACUGCCAGAAACAAAUGAGAGAACACCUCACUCUGGACAUUUUACUCGGCCUAGCAGAGCUGGUUAGAGUGUUUUCUUGUUAUCUAGAGGGUUAGUGACUAACUGUGUUAUGGCAACAAUUUAAUUGCGUUUUUAGUCGAUGUUUACUUGCACCUGUCAUCAAUUUUAGGGCGUUCGUAAAUUCCUCAAUUACUAUCGCUAGAAAACCAGAGUGCUCUGAAAUUGGAGCCGAUUACCAAUGUGAAUAGGAACGCACCCCACAUUUGAAGUUCACGAGAAAAUUACAUCAGAUGUCUCGUUCUGCGCAAAUUUCUGCUACGUUCAAAACAACUGGGAACUCGGAAAUCUCUGACUUCCGAGCGUUCAAUACAUCUGAGAACCCGGAAAAAUACUAGCCUCGACUGGGAAAAAUCGGUUUGAGCUGUCAUCCAACUGGGAACUCCAAGUCUGGAAACUCGGACAUUUUUCAAGAGCUCCGACUUUCCGAACCGAAAUGAAGAUCACCGAUGUCAUGAGUUGAACUCUGUUAUUUCUGAGUUCCAAGUUGUGUUGAAAGCACCAUUCACACCGGGCAGAGAGAGGCCUCUUCGGGGAUAGCGAAUCGGAGUGAGGAUAGCAAACAUAAUCGCUAAAGAUGGCGGCGGAGAGAGACACCGAAGAGAAUACUGCAUGUAUUAUCAUCGCUAAGCAAUGUUUUUUUUAGAUAGGUGGACACGCAAAAUACCGAAAGCUUUUAAGUUGAAGUCCCGUGUUGCGCACAUGACUUGUUUUUUCCCCCACUGGAGCGCCCAAGUUCCAUGUCAAGUUAGCAGUGUUGGCUAGCUAGCCUGAUUGGAUUGCACAUAGAUUUGAUGAGCGAUUAAAUGUGGCACAAACUGUCCAUGAAGCUAUUGGACAACAUCGUCUCUUACUGUGGAAUACAGCUUGCCAGCCUUUCAACUGGACCCGCGACACGGCCAGUGUUGAGUCGAAGUGACUGACCGUCAUGUAUUUUCUAACUGGCUGGCCUCGGAGGCUACUUUGUCCACUGAAAAGUGAAGAAGAACCGUUUCAUGUUCAACCCAGCUCCCAGAGGUUUUACUUCGCUGUAUUGUCCGAGACUCAACUAAGCGUCUGGUUCAGUCGGCCCAGUGUUCUGAUAGUGAGCUACAUAGAGUCGGCGAAGGCAUCAUCCCAGUUUGGCUUCUAUCAGCAGGCCGAAUGGAAGCAGGACGAUUCCAUGAUAGCAGUAGCGGCUGCCAAUGGCUACAUUCUCCUGUUUGACGUGGUGGGAGGAGGAGAGGACAAGUACCUUUAUGAACCCGUCUAUUCCAAAGGGAGUCGUGGUGUUAAGGUCACCCCAGUUUAUAAAGAGGAGCAGUGUGCUCCCGCUCUCAGCCUGGAGAUGAAGAGACCCAUAGACCUGGAGGCUCCCAUUACCAGCAUGCAGUCUCUUCAGGAGGAUCUAUUGGUGUCUACUGCUGAUGGCUACCUCCACGUCCUCCACUGGGAUGGAGUCAGCAACGGCAGGAAGGCCAUCAGUCUCUGUAGUGUCCCUUUCUCCCUGGACCUACAGUCUGCCAGAGGUGGUCUGUGUCUGGACCUGAGUGGUUUAGACAUCAGAGACAUGACCUACUGUGUGACACUGGAUGGCUUUGCUGUGGUGCUUGAUGAUGGCAGGCUGGGGUUCAUCACUCCUCUAGCCAAUGUGAUCACUGCAGAUCAGCUGCAGGGCGUCUGGGCAGCAGAUGUAACAGACGGCACGUGUGUGGCUGUCAACAAUAAGUACAGACUGGUGACCUUUGGCUGUGCCAGUGGCUCAGUGUUGGUGUACAGUAUCGAUACCACUACAGGGUCCAUGCAGCUCUCCCACAAGCUGGAGCUCACUCCUAAACACUACCCCGACGUGUGUAACAAGACCGGCGCGGUGAAGCUGAUCCGCUGGUCCCCCGACUACAGUGUUGCCAUGGUGACCUGGGAGUGCGGGGGACUGUCUCUGUGGAGUGUGUUCGGAGCCCACCUCAUCUGUACCCUGGGGGAGGACUUUGCGUAUCGGUCAGACGGCACUAAAAAGGACCCUAUAAAUAUCAGCUCAAUGUGCUGGGGAGCAGAGGGCUACCACCUGUGGGUCAUCACCAGCAGAGAGGAGGCGGAGCUCGUAGAGAACAUGGAGGAGGCUCCUCCCCAGACCCAGCAGGCUGGCAUACUGCAGUUCAACUUCAUCAAGAGCGCCCUCACGGUCAACCCCUGCACGAGUAACCAGGAGCAGGUGUUACUUCACGGGGAGGACCGUCUCUACCUAACCUGUGGUGACCCCACCCAGCUCUCCUCCGGCAGCUCAGAGAGCCCCCACCCCCAUAACCUCCCCCACGGCGGGGAGGGCAGCCCCACCCACCAACCCACCCACCAACCCACGCCCAACUCUACCUCUCAGGGACUCAGCACUUUACUGGGAUACAAGCACUGGCACGUGGUCCAGAUUCACAGCACAUACCUAGAGAGCAACUGGCCUAUACGGUUUGCAGCCAUAGACACAGCAGGCCAGUGUAUAGCUGUAGCUGGAAGACGUGGCUUUGCACAUUACUGCAUGUCCACCAGGAAAUGGAAGCUGUUUGGGAACAUCACUCAGGAGCAGAACAUGACCGUGACAGGAGGGCUGGUCUGGUGGAACGGCUUUGUUGUUGUUGCCUGUUACAAUUUCAUCGACCGGCAAGAAGAGCUGCGUCUGUACCUGCGGUCGUCUAACCUGGAUAACACCUUCUCCUCCGUCACCAAGCUGCACUCUGACACUCUGCUGCUCAACGUGUUCAGAGACAUGAUCAUCCUCUUCAGAGCAGACUGCUCCAUCUGCCUCUACAGCAUGGAGAGGAGACACGACGGGCCCAAUCCAUCAGCCAGUGUUGAGCUGCUUCAGGAGGUGUCCAUGUCUCGCUACAUUCCUCAUCCUGCCCUGGUGGUGUCGGUCACCCUCACCUCCGUACGCACAGAGACCGGCAUCACGCUCAAGGCCCCACAGCAGGCCUGUAUGGCAGACAGCAUCAUACUGAACCUGGCAGGCCAGCUCAUCAUGCUACAGAGAGACCGUUCUGGACCCCAGCUACAGGAGAAGCUGCCGUUCUGUCCUCCAGUGGUUCUGGCCCAGUAUGUAGAGAACGUGUGGACGACGUGUCGUAGUAACAGAAAGAAGCGUCACCUACUGGAGGCUCUGUGGCUGUCGUGUGGAGAGGCUGGGAUGAAGGUGUGGCUCCCCCUGUUCCCUCGUGACCAUCGUAAGCCCCACUCCUUCCUGUCCCGCCGUAUCAUGCUGCCCUUCCACAUCAACAUCUACCCCCUGGCUGUGCUGUUUGAAGAUGCUCUGGUUCUGGGAGCUUCCAACGAGACUGUGGUCUAUGACAGCCUGCAGGGUCCCAGAGAGGGCCGGGAGUCCCUAGAGGGGUUGUUCCCUUACUGCACGGUGGAGAGGACUUCCCAGAUCUACCUCCACCACAUCCUUAGACAACUCCUGGUCCGUAACCUGGGGGAGCAGGCCCUUCUCCUGGCCCAGUCCUGCGCAGCGCUCCCCUACUUCCCCCACGUCAUGGAGCUCAUGGUCCACGUGGUGCUGGAGGAGGAGGCCACCUCCCGGGAGCCCAUCCCCGACCCGCUGCUGCCCACCGUGGCCAAGUUCAUCACCGAGUUCCCCCUGUUCCUCCAGACCAUCGUGCACUGCGCCAGGAAGACAGAGUUUGCCCUGUGGAACUACCUGUUUGCUGCCGUGGGCAACCCCAAGGAUCUCUUUGAGGAAUGUCUGAUGGCCCAGGACCUGGACACCGCUGCAUCCUAUCUCAUUAUACUACAGAACAUGGAGGUUCCAGCAGUGAGCAGGCAACACGCUACACUACUCUUCAACACGGCCCUGGAGCAGGGCAAGUGGGACCUCUGUCGUCACAUGAUCCGAUUCCUCAAGGCCAUUGGCUCUGGAGAGAUGGAGACCCCACCCCCAACACCAACCACUCAGGAACCCAGUUCGAUGGGAGGUUUUGAGUUCUUCAGGAAUCGCAGCAUCAGUCUGUCUCAGUCAGCUGACAGCAUCGCUGCUGGGAAGUUUAACCUACAGAAGACCUUCAGCAUGCCCUCUGGGCCCUCUGCUAAGGGGUCUGAGAGGUGGUCUAAGGACAGUGACUGUGCAGAAAACAUGUACAUAGACAUGAUGUUGAGGCGUCACGCCCGCCACCUCCUUGAACACGUCAGACUAAAAGAGCUGGGUUGUUUCUCUGCCCAGCUGGGCUUCGAGCUGAUUGGCUGGCUGUGCUACGAGCGCACGCGGGUGGCGCGGGUUGAUGAUUUUGUCAUGGCGCUGAAGUGUCUCCACAAGGACUUCCUGUGGCCGUUUCCUGUCACCCCAGCCGGCUCCAUCAGCUCGCCUUUCAAGAACGGACACCGCAGGACAGUGCUGAGCCAGCAUCUACUGAAGUCCCAGUCAGCAGACAGCCUGUUGAACAGUGACAUGGACACAGCGCCCCCGCAGGCCGCAGCACGCAACAGCAACCACACCUGGCUAGACGGGCUGGGGGCUCUUGGACCUACAGAGAUGGACACUGCCUUGUCCCAUGGGGGGCCACAGACACAGGAGGCCUUCCUCUCCCCACUAACCAACAAAACGGAGGAGUGCAGUAUCGGUUCUGCCACAGACCUGACAGAGACCAGCAGUAUGGUGGAUGGAGACUGGACCAUGGUGGAUGAGAACUUCUCUGCUCUCAGUCUGACCCAGUCUGAGCUGGAACACAUCUCCAUGGAGCUGGCUAACAAGGGACCACACAAGUCCCAGGUCCAGCUUCGGUACCUCCUACAUGUGUUCAUGGAGGCUGGCUGUCUGGAGUGGUGUGUUGUGAUUGGUUUGAUCCUGAGAGAGGCCCCAGUCAUCAAGCAGGUGGUCAACUUCCUGGACAGCCCCGAGGUGCCUCAUGAGACCGUCCAGAGUGUCCGCUCCGGCCUGCUUGGGGUCGACGCAUGGGCCUCCACAGACUGCCUGGGCUAUAAGCCCUUCCUGAACAUGAUCCGGCCCCAGCUACAGAAGCUCAUAGAGACUUCUGUAGAGCAGAUCCAGCCUGAAGCCUUCCUACCAGGGGCUUCCAACUCGAAGCUGGCUGAGCCCCAGCCCGGAGGCCCCAGUGCAGAAGAUAGUAGGGGGCCUGCUCUCCUGGGUCUGGCCCUUCCUUUGGAGCCCCCUGGGGGGUUAGGGACAGAGGACGACGGAGUUCCAGAGGAGCAGGAGGAACAGGCGGUGGACGAGGGGGUGUACGACUGCACUCUGUCCUGACAUGCCCAGUCCUGACCUGAGUCAUGUUCAUUAGGCACCAAACGGAAGAAAAUGGACUGAAACAGGGAGGGACUAUAUUGACUUAAAACUUUUUUGCUACGGUAAGCCCUGAUGAAUACAGCCCUUUUCUGACCUCUGACCUUGCCGGGCGGGCGUGAUGGGACACGGGAUGCGGAAGAGACACUGGAAGUCUCAGACUAAACUCUGUGUGUCUGGAACCAGUUUGUUGACUGACGUGGACUCUGAUAUUUUCCAUUGUGUGUGAGACUGUGUGUGUCAUGGUAUUGUGUGUAUUUACUACACUGUGUGUGUAACAUUUGGAAGCCUCAAACGCAAGAGGACAUUCUCUCCAGUCCGGAUACUCGUCCAUCCCGUUGGUGGAGCAGGGUCAGUGAGUGAGUGGGCUCUUGUGUUUUAAGAGUGUCAGUAUUGUCCAGUUGAUUAUGGAGUUGAGUCAUUGCAGACAUCAUUAGUCAGGACACAGCCGAUUCAUAACAACAACAAAAAAUCUUACCUAAAAUAUAGAUAUGAUCGAUGCCGUGCUUCUAACCUCCUAUUUAUUUUGCUCCACGUAAACAUUUUUUUUAAAGAAAUUUGCCCACAGACAAGAGUUUACCAAACUGAGUUUGGGCUAGUCAGGCUUUAUUCUGGGACUAAAGCAGGCAGUUUGUGUUGCAAUUUAACAUUUUACCAAAAUAUGCUUUUCAGAUCAGUGAAAUGCUGUCUGGGUUAUAUUGUCUAGAUAGAAAUUUCAGAUCGCCGUGACAACGUGCUGGGCAAAAAGCAUCCGGGUUAUUGUCUGUCAGACCUGUCACAUAUUAAGCUUAAUUGGCUCAUUCUACAUUACAUAAAGUUCAACCUAUAACUGUAUAUUUUUGUCACAGUUUUUGCAACUGAGUUCAGAUAUAACUUUUUGCAAGGAAUCGCCCCUGAAAUCAACUAUGUGCUGGACAAGUUCUGAGAUGCACUGAAUGAAGUGUGUGUCUUACCACCUCCUGUACCGUGGAUUUAAAGAAAUUUACUGAUGCCUUGGUGAAUUAUGUGAUAUUAUUCUACAACAUUACUUCAUGAGACGAUGUCAGUCCCCUCACUAAGAUAUUAAAGACUAGUGUGAGAACUCUGUUGGUGGAGAGAGACGACGACGUGUGUGAUGACCUGGAUAGGAGGUGAAUGAUAUUGACGAGGGCCUGACCAGGCCUCAACCAAACCAUGACUGACUCCUGAAGGGAGAAUCUACCAUUCUCUCAGGACAAACCAAAUUAUUAUGGCCAUCCUCUGACCUGCGUCUUUACACACAUGCUUUUGGAUUGGCUCUAGAAUUGAAGCAUUACUGUUCAGUUGGCUUCCGUCAUGCUGGAGGAUCCAAACUGAGACAAACUAUAUUCAUAAUUCACUUUAUGUUGAUGUCAUGCCAGAGAUCAUUUUUAUUUGCCCCAUUUUUAAAUAGAUAAAACACCAACUGAUGCACACUUUGGUGUUAAUUCAAUGUCACAUUUCAGUAUCGUUUUCUUAAGGUAGGAUUGUGUUGGUCUCUACUUAGCAAUGGCUGUGGAGUUGAAUAGGUCCUAUACUAUUGAAUGUAUUCUGACAUUGUUUCUGUAAGGGCUUGGUUGUUAUCACCAUGGUAACAUACCAGAAUCUCGAUCAUGUAAAACUGAAAACAUCUCCAACACUGACGCUGCUUUCAGAAGCAGCUCCUGUGUGUAUGAUGUGGAACAGUAAAGACUAAGUACAGUAUCCUCACAUGGAAUAUUUUAUGAUCGUCAGUAUUCUAAUUAUUUAUUGGUUGUGGUGUUAUUGCGAAUGGGAAAAUGUUAGCCUUCAUUAUUCAUUCAAAUUGUUUUAUUUCGGCUAUAUCAAAGCCACUAAACAAGAACUAUUUGCUUUUGCCUCAACUUGUACUGUAGUCGUUCUCAGGCCCUGCGCCCAGGUCAAUAUCCCGCCACCUGACCAGCAUAGAGCUCUCUCAGGCCCAGGUCAAUAUCCUGUCACCUGACCAGCAUAGAGCUCCCUCAGGCCCAGGUCAAUAUCCUGUCACCUGACCAGCAUAGAGCUCUCAGGCCCAGGUCAAUAUCAUGUCACCUGACCAGCAUAGAGCUCUCAGGCCCAGGUCAAUAUCCCGCCUCCUGACCAGCACAGAGCUCUCAGGUCAAUAUCCCGCCACCUGACCAGCACAGAGCUCUCAGGCCCAGCACCCAGGUCAAUAUCCCGCUACCUGACCAGCAUAGAGCUCUCAACCUUCAAACGGGAAUCAAUGGUGAAACAGCCACAUCCAUUUGUGAUUUUACAACAACGGUUAUUAUUUUUCCCCCCUCUGACAUCAUUGCACACGUGACAGAAGAGCUUAAUAUGUACUGCCUUGCUUUCACCAUGCUGCACGAUGCUCCUCAGCAACAAUGGUGGUGGGGAGGCCAGUGGCGCCACCCUACUGCAGAUGCCAUCUUUAACAGCCGGCAAAACUCUGGUUCCUAUCCACAAAGCAACUGAGUACGAACGCUGACCUAGGAACAGGGCCCCGUGUAUUCAAUGAGCUCUAAAUGGAAAUACUGGUCCUAGAUCAGCUGUUUCUCCAGACAAUUGUUAGUGCUCUGUGAACACAGCGGUUUUCUUUACUGUGUGUAUUCUAUAUUAUUCUAUCUAUAUUCUAUAUUCGGUUCAGUACAUUAAUGGUCUCCACUUACUUACAGUACAUCACUGUGAAACUGUGCAAUUCUGAAACAUUGCUUUGUUUCAGCUUUUUUAUUUUUUUUUAUUUACAUUCAGUUCCACAUGUUUUACUGUCACUCAUACCAACCAAAACGUUUGUACUUUAAACAUUAUUUUGCUGCAGCUCACUGUGCUUGUAGUUUGUAAUUUUUAAACAUUUUGCCUCAGCUCAUUGUGCUUGUAGUUUGUAUUUUCCUCUAUUCUGAUUCUAUUGUUCUGCAGCGUUGUUUUUACGAGAACCUCUUUGGCCGUGACUGUACACUAGCCUGAGUCCCAGACUGGUUCGUGCCGUCCUACUGUACCAACUCCAUUUCUGUCAUGUUGGCACAAACAGAACUGGGACGCAAGUUAACUACACAGCAUCGAUGAUUUUCUAUACCAUCUGUCCUCUGCUGCAAGUACAGUAGAUGCAGUAGCUUCCCAUUUGCUCUCAAGCCCACAACAAACCCCAGCUGUGAAGUUUACCUAACGUAAUAAGGUUGUUGGCUAACCAAAGACAUGUUCUGAGGCCUUGGGUCAACGUGACUUGAGUGCUUGUAUAUGCAGAGGUAAAAUGAACCCCUCUGAGAGAGAACCAUUGCUGCUUAAACACAUUUUUCAGUUAGUACUUAAGACAGUUUAUGAAUAUUCUGAUUAUACACGUUUCAUGUUUCCAUCUGAGGACUAGAAGUCUUGUUUCGUGUGUCUGUCUGCUGUUGGGGAAAAGCAUGAUGACAGCGCUACUCUUUUCAUACAAAAUCUGUAUGAAGGACGUCUUUGUUUUCCUUCAUAUUUUAAAAAGCAUAUCUGACGCAGUAACAUUCCCUGGGUCACGCUAGGUGGACAUCUUCAAUGCAGUGUACAGUAUAGAUACUGUUUCUUGUACAAUUUGCCUUUUAUACUCAUUUUGGUUUUCUAAUUUUUCCUGUACAUAAACAAUAAAUUAUUUUUUAAACCCAA
Oncorhynchus masou masou (cherry salmon) is the source of this 8986-nucleotide messenger RNA. Its product is annotated as guanine nucleotide exchange factor subunit RIC1-like. Gene Ontology annotation, biological process: intracellular protein transport; retrograde transport, endosome to Golgi. Bases 1049 to 5341 code for a protein of 1430 amino acids. The record is from RefSeq and is a predicted model, not a curated record. The transcript is spliced from 28 exons. Gene Ontology annotation, cellular component: Golgi membrane; Ric1-Rgp1 guanyl-nucleotide exchange factor complex; cytosol. NCBI's taxonomy places the organism in Eukaryota, Metazoa, Chordata, Actinopteri, Salmoniformes, Salmonidae. Gene Ontology annotation, molecular function: protein binding.